Molecule: messenger RNA, 3412 nt
Organism: Sycon ciliatum
Lineage: Eukaryota; Metazoa; Porifera; Calcarea; Leucosolenida; Sycettidae
Product: fibrillin-3-like
Exons: 9
Coding region: 1-2313 (770 amino acids)
Molecular function (GO): calcium ion binding
Source: RefSeq, a predicted model, not a curated record
AUGUCUAUUCUACUUGAGAACGACAGGCUGGAGAACCGUAUGGUAGAUGUCAAGGAGUCGCAAAAUACCGGUACUUUUGCGACUCCCUGGUCGAUGAGCAGAGCUGCUAAAAUGAUGACAUCGGAUCGCUGUCAGCAGCUCAGCAGCAUCGUUGGUGGACACUCUGGCGAUGGCGUAGUGCUGCUACAAUGUGCUCCGGGUCAACUAAACUGCAGCACGUCCACCGUAGCCUGUUCGUCGGACUCCGUCAAUCCUGGACUGCUGGCGUGCAGUUGUGCCGACAACGUCAGUGCUGCUUCGUCUGCAGGAGGCGCAGGCUUACUGGGCGCAUCGUGUGUUGAGAUUGAUCCGUGUCGACAGGGAUCCGUGCAGAACUACUCCAGAACCGGUGGCGUGUGCUUGAGCUCCGAUGGCGAAUCGAACUGCUACUGCAGCGGAAAUAUGAGCGUUGGCGGCGACGAGGAUGACGCCGUGUUUUGGUGUGUGCUGCUGACUGAAAACUGUGAUAGCGGUGUUGAGGAUGGGGUCGGUGCGACGCUAGGUAGUACAGCAUGUGCUGCCAUUGGUGGAGAGUGUGGGAUGAUGAGCAACGGUCGGACAAGGUGUGUGUGCAAGGAAGGUUACGCUGGUAAUGGAUACGUGUGUUCGGAUAUUGACGAAUGCCAUGCACACACUCACAACUGCUCUAGACCUGGUGCACUCUGUACCAAUACCGCUGGUUCCUUCUUGUGCACGUGCAGACCCGGUUACCAAGGAAACGGGCUGACCUGCCAUGACAUCACAGAGUGUGAGCUGGGACUGCACAACUGCUCAGUAGUGGGUAGUGGUUGCAGCAACAUGCAGGGAUCAUUUCUCAGUACUUGCCUAGCAGGUUUUGCUGGGGAUGGCAGACUGUGCAGGGAUAUUGAUGAAUGUGUUAAUAGACAACACACAUGCUCACGAUACGCUCAAUGUCACAACUCCAUAGGCGGCUACUCAUGCGAUUGUCUUGGCAACUACUCUGGUGAUGGAUACCGAUGCCAUCCGGACGAGUGCGCCAUGAGAGUGCAUCGUUGCCAUGGAGACAACAUUGUCUUCCUGGACACGGAGGCAGGCUUUGACUGUAUAUGUUGGGUCGGGUUUGAGCUCGACUCUACGCAUUUUGGCUGUCAGGAUCGUAAUGAGUGCUUACUGGGCAACAGGUGUCAACAGAACUACAUGUGUGUGAACCUGGAAGGUAGCUUUGCUUGUCUGUGUGCCUAUGGCUUUGAGCUGGCCCGGGUGUCGGGUCCAACACAAUGCAUCGAUGUGGAUGAAUGUCACGCUGCUGGAAAUGGGAACGACUGUGAUGCUAUCGGUGAGCUGUGCAGGAAUGUACCUGGUUCGUAUGAAUGUCAGUGCCAUGAUGGGUUUGCUAGGUCUGAAGCAAACUCUUCAUGCAAAGAAAUCAAUGAAUGCUCCACCAUGACUGAGCCAUGUCAGCCUGGGUCCCAGUGUCGUAAUACAGAAGGCAGUUAUGUAUGUUCAUGCUUGCCUGGCUUUCUACUGGUGGACGGGCAAUGUCGUUCCUUGCCAGAAUGCACUGAACAGACUGACAUUGACUACUGCAAUAGCACUACACAUGCUCUCUGUAAGCUGUACGACACCACCGAGAUGUGUCUCUGCGCCAACGGAUUCAGUAUGUCCCAGCACGGCUGUCGGAAUAUUAAUAAAUGCAUACGUGGGCAACACGACUGCUUCUCAAUGGAACACACGGAAUGCAUGGAUACUGAAGGCUCCUACGAGUGCCGUUGCUCGACAGGGUAUGCACUGGACGACAAUCAACGAUGCCAAGAUGUGGAAGAAUGUGCAGACAAUAUGCACGACUGUGAUGGCAAUGCCACAUGUAGAAUCAGUGUAGGGACAUUCCACUGUCUCUGCAAUACUGGCUUCACAGGAACUGGACACACUGGUGGGUGUGAGAAUGUCAAUGAAUGUGUGCAUGGUCUGACUGCUAACACAAGAACUAUGAAUCCUGUUACCACCAUGGCUCGUAUUCCUUGCACGGCUAGCAACAUGCAGUGUGCAGACACGGUUGCAAGCUAUCGAUGUGACUGCUUGCCCGGUUACUACAUGCAACAUGACGGCCAGUGCAGACCCAGCAGUGAGCUGUUCACACCAUGGAGUCCACCACAGCCCGGAACACCCACAUCAUUGACAUGGCCCAUUCGAAAGUUUGAUUACCAACAAGAUCUCCAGUACACAGUCAUUGGCAUCAACCUUGGACCAGCUACCUUGAGCAGCUCAACUAGCAGAGUGUUUUUCAUGUUUCACCCGACAUUCUAUACAACUUGACCGGACCCAAUGUCUACUCUUACGCUGAAGCACCGGAGACAAGGCAGCCAGGCUCCACGCCGAGGGCAUACGUUGUGGCGGAGUUCCACUCGUCGUUGUUUGGACACAGGGCCGUAUUGCCCGUGACGGUGGGUGAUGGGACGAGACUCGGGCAGUGGGAGAAUGGUCCCCUCCCGCCCAGACACACCUUCACACUAUGGUAUCAGGCAGCGCAGGCCAGUGAGGAUGCUGAUAAAUACUCCCAGAUAAGAGUAGUGGCGACAUCACCAUACCUACCCAUUCAAGAAACGACAGGUGCUGGUAAUGGGCAUACAGCAGUGUCUGUCACUCUAAUAGCUGCAGCGGCUGGAGGACUGGCUUUCGUAAUGUUCCUAUCCCUCUGCAUUGUGGUUCUGAUACGGAGACAACGGCGCCUGGCUGGCAAAGGAAAAAUGCGCCAGCCUUCCAGGAACAAGAUGCUUGGCUCAAGUGCCUCUGAAGACAUUAAGAUACGAGACACGUCAAUUUGAAUCCCAUAUUUUGGUGUUCUUGUUUUCUAUCGUUCAUACAAAUGAUGCUUGAUUUUCUGUCCCUGGUCUAUAGUAUAAUGGAAGGCAUAUUGAGCACAUGCACAGGGCAUACCCAUGCAGUGUGGUGUGAACAUUACUGUACUAAACUAUCUGAUUACAUGUAUUGGCAACUUGCAUCUUUCCAUCUCAAUAGCUCAUCCAAAAUGCAAGAUAAUCCCAGCAAAUUGGAAGACCUGGCAGGUAUGACAUCAUCAUAAUUAUUACCCUGGUCACCAAGAGCAUGUUCUUAUUUUACACACAGACACUAGCUGUACGCUGCUCAGUUUACGCGCUACGCCUUCAUGACCCCUACGCGUAACCUUGAGCAAUUAUUACACAAUCAUGGUUUGCCUUACUAACACACAGGUCAGUUCAGAGUCACCGGCUAUCAGCUAAACCAAACUCCUAGCGUAGUUAUUGUCUUUCUGAUCGCAUAGUCCUCUUCCUUGCACGACUGAUGCACUCGGCAUGUUCUACGUGUACCAGAAUUGCAAAUAUGGACAAUUGCGAAUUGCAAAAUUAAUAAUAAUUAUUCGUGCCUCGUUCCAUCA